This is a messenger RNA of Camponotus floridanus (Florida carpenter ant), 1458 nucleotides long. Its product is annotated as methylthioribose-1-phosphate isomerase. The record is from RefSeq and is a predicted model, not a curated record. NCBI's taxonomy places the organism in Eukaryota, Metazoa, Arthropoda, Insecta, Hymenoptera, Formicidae. Gene Ontology annotation, molecular function: S-methyl-5-thioribose-1-phosphate isomerase activity. The transcript has 5 exons. Bases 247 to 1308 code for a protein of 353 amino acids.
UGCAGCUGAAAAGAACAGACCCAUUGUCGCGUUAUCUGAAAAGAAAAGAUUCUCUUAUCAUUUUGGUACUUCGUUUACACGUUCAGAUUCCAGUUACUCCAACUUUUCUGUUUUACUCCGUUUUAGUCAAAGCCAGUUUUUUGUAGCUUGUUCAUUCAGUAAAUCUACUGAAAAGCUACUGCUCGCUUGUACAUACAUACUGUAACUUGUCACGCAACAACAAAUAGUUACGAGCAUUGGAUAACGAUGACACUGGAGGCGAUAAAAUGGAACAGAGAGGAGAAUAAGCUGGUAAUUCUGGAUCAGACGCUAUUACCAGAUAUGACCCUCUAUCUUCAUAUAAAGGAUGUCCAGGAUGGUUGGAAAGCUAUCAACAUGAUGAAAGUACGAGGUGCACCAGCCAUAGCUAUUGUAGGCUGUCUCAGUUUAACAUCGGAGAUUAUUAAUCAUAAGGAAUUCAAAAAUAAGCAAGCCUUUUUUGAUUUUAUGAAGGCUAAAUUAAAUUAUCUUGUAACAGCACGUCCUACUGCUGUGAAUAUGAAAAAAGCAGCAGAUGAAUUUAUAAAGUUGGCAAAUGAACUUUACAAUGAUUCUAAUUAUUCAUUAUCUUCUAUGAAAGACAGAAUUGUAAAUGAUUUUGAAGGGAUGUUGGAAAUUGAUGUGAAAGUCAAUAUGGCAAUUGGAAAUAAUGGUGCACAGGAGAUUUUAUCGAAAAAUGCAUCUAAAGAUAGUAUCAUAAUCCUCACACACUGUAAUACUGGAAGUCUCGCUACUGCAGGAUAUGGAACAGCUUUAGGCGUUAUCAGAUCUCUUCACAAAAUGGAAAAGCUCAUUCAUGUCUAUUGUACCGAGACUAGGCCUUAUAACCAAGGUGCCCGUUUGACUGCUUAUGAAUUAGUGCAUGAUAAAAUACCGGCAACUUUAAUUUGCGAUGACAUGGUUGCCGCGGUAUUGAAAACGAAAAAGAUCACAGCAGUUGUGGUAGGUGCAGAUAGAGUCACUCUAAAUGGCGACACUGCAAACAAAAUUGGGACUUAUCAGAUUGCGAUUCUCGCCAAAUAUCAUAAUGUUCCUUUCUAUGUGGCCGCACCACGGACAUCUAUAGAUACUAAUAUGUAUAAAGGUGAUGACAUAAUCAUCGAGAAGCGAUCCGCUGAAGAAAUAACUCACAUAAACGGGAACAGAAUUGCAGCAGAGGGAAUAGAAUGUUGGAAUCCAGCGUUCGAUGUGACACCAGCAAGUUUAAUUACCGGGAUAAUUACAGAAAUUGGUACUUUUUCACCGGAAGAAUUGAAAAAACACAUUUGAAAAAGAUGAAUGCACGAAUAAAAAUUUUAUUAUAUAAUAAAAAAUAUAUGUGCUUACGGAUGCAUUUAUAUGUGGGUGCAUAUACCAAUUAUAAAUAUCAAGAUUCAAGAUAUUUAAUUUUAUUGCGUAAGUACUGUGCCAUCAUGAAGA